AUGCGUCUCUCAAGCUUCCUCCUUCCUCUCCUCCCCCUCGCCCUCGCCAACCCCAACCCAGUGGCCGCACCAGCUCCCCAAUCCACAGGCGGCCUCCUCUCCGACCUCCCCACCAUCCUCAACGGCGUCAAAGAGCUCCUAAGCCAGGAGACCCUCAACGACCUUCAAACCAUCGUCAAAGGUGGCGCCGUGCUCCUGGGCGGCGACAACCCGUCUAACAUCGCUAAGUUGCUCUCGGGCGAUAAUGUCAACAAGCUCCAGGAUGUGAUUAAUAAUGCGCACUCACUCUUGACGCCGACGUUUGUGAAUGAGACGUCGACGUUGAUUGGGGAUGCGACGCCGCUGGUUUCGGCUGUGGAGAAGUUGCUGGGUGGGUUGAUGGCUUCAUUGACGUAG
Aspergillus pseudoviridinutans is the source of this 396-nucleotide messenger RNA. RefSeq lists its product as uncharacterized. Bases 1 to 396 code for a protein of 131 amino acids. The record is from RefSeq and is a predicted model, not a curated record. NCBI's taxonomy places the organism in Eukaryota, Fungi, Ascomycota, Eurotiomycetes, Eurotiales, Aspergillaceae. The transcript has 2 exons.